Molecule: messenger RNA, 4116 nt
Organism: Oldenlandia corymbosa var. corymbosa
Lineage: Eukaryota; Viridiplantae; Streptophyta; Magnoliopsida; Gentianales; Rubiaceae
Source: the annotation of a GenBank genome assembly
AAGAAAGUGCAACGCAUUGCCUAAAGCACCUAAAGUCACGUUACAUCUGGACAAAGCUCAAAAAGGUUUUUAUAAAAACAGCAACUCUUUUCCGUUGUCCACUUCCAAGAACAGCUUAUUAAUCUCCAUAAAUGUCGAAUUUUCUAAACUGAAAUGUUAUUUAUGCAACCGAAAUUUCCCAGAUGGUAUUUUCAAGAAUUUUUUGUUUUUUUUUUUUUUUUUGCUCCUGCAGACACUCUGCCUUUGACGGGAGAUCCUUGUCUACUUCAAACUCGAUCAGAAUCUUAGCUCAGGAGGAAGCUCAUUAGGUAAUCUGAGUGGUUUUUUUUUUUUUUUGUCUUUUCCAUUUUUAUUUUUCAGUUUUUCUGUAUUUUGGUGGUGGCCCUUUUGAGAAUUGGUUGAUAUUAUCGACCCAAAUAUGACGAAUUUGCUCUUGGUUUUUGGUUGCGUAUUUUUCUGUUUCUUGAAGUAGUAUUUGUGUUGUACUCUUCUUCUCCUACCAGUUUUGUUUGGUAAAUGGUCUUAUCCUUCACCAAAAAGGGGUUAUCUUGUUAUUUUUUUGGGUGUAGAGUUUUGGUGAAAUAUUUAAUAUUUGAUACCGUGCUCUUUUAUAUUGGGCUUGCAGGGGAUACUCUGGAAACCCAGAGCUGGAUUUGAUUUUAGAGUUGGAAUAUGAAGAGAAAAUUAACUUCCUGGAGCCCCCUUUUAUUGUUCAGCUUGAUUUGAGACUUUACUCUUGGGUUCUAUGUUUGGAGGAUUGUACUCCCUGGAAAUAAAUUAAUCCUUUGAGUAUUAGAGCUGAAGAUGAAGAUUGGUGGCACUUUUUCCGUGUGAGAAACUUCAACUUUAUUAGUUAUCUGAGCUGCAAUGAGGUAUUUUUAAGGGAGUAUUUACUGCCUUCAAGAGUUAUCAAAAAACAGUCUUUUGAGUUUUGCUGUGCUUAAUGGCUUCAAUGCCGGAGAAAAGUAUGCUGCCCUCAAGAUUUCUUUCUUGCCUUAUAGCCAUUUCAAUGUUUCUAUUACUCUUGUCAUCUUUGUCCCUACUUCAAUUCUGCGGCAAUUCUUACAUAAACUCUUCUGUUUUUCGGUUUAUCCUAGUUAAUACUUCGUCUUUUUGCUCAAAAUCCGAUCACAUUCUUUCUGAAACAUCAAUUAUACAAGAGUUGAGAACUCAAAAGGCUCCUUGUGUGAACUCCACCAAUAGAGUAGGUAGAUUGCCACAUGCUGGACAGGGAUCAUGUGAUUCUAGCCGGGCUAUCCUUAAAGUUUACAUGUAUGACUUACCUCCUGAAUUUCACUUUGGUUUGUUGAAUUGGCGAGGAAUUGGGAAAAAAGUUUGGCCUGAUGUCAGUAACCUAAAUGAAGUUCCCGCUUACCCUGGUGGUUUGAAUCUUCAACACAGCAUUGAGUACUGGCUCACACUUGAUCUUCUUUCGUCUAAUACUCCAAAUGUUGAUAGACCAUGUACUGCAAUCAGAGUGCAGAAUUCAACAGAAGCAGAUAUCAUCUUUGUGCCGUUCUUUGCAUCAUUAAGUUACAACCGUCAUUCUAAGCCUCGCGGGGAGGCGAAAGUGAGCCUCAACAAAAUACUGCAAGAUAAAUUGGUGGAUUUUCUAAAGAGCAGGGAGGAGUGGAAACGGAAUGAUGGAAAGGAUCACCUCAUAAUAGCCCACCAUCCAAAUAGCUUAUUGACAGCAAGAAAGAAGCUUUCUUCUGCAAGAUUUGUGCUUGCUGACUUUGGGAGAUAUCCCCCUCAAAUAGCCUAUCUUGAUAAGGAUAUUAUAGCUCCCUAUAAGCAUAUGGUGAGGACAGUUCCAUCUGCUGACUCUCCUCCAUUCGAGCAACGGCCGACAUUGAUGUAUUUCCAAGGCGCCAUAUAUAGGAAAGCUGGUGGAAUAAUUCGACAAGAACUGUUCUAUCUUCUCAAAGACGAAAAAGAAGUUCACUUCACAUUUGGAACUGUUCAGUCCAAUGGUAUAAGACAGGCAGGCCAUGGCAUGGCCUCAUCCAAAUUCUGCCUCAACAUUGCUGGAGAUACUCCCUCAUCCAAUCGUCUUUUUGAUGCCAUUGCUAGUCAUUGUGUCCCUGUUAUUAUCAGUGAUGACAUUGAGUUGCCUUUCGAAGACUUUUUGGAUUAUUCAGAGUUCUGCAUAUUCGUACGCGCAUCAGAGGCUGUGAAAAAUGGAUACCUUCUCAAUCUCCUGAGAGGAAUCAAGCGAGAGAAAUGGACCGAAAUGUGGGAAAGGUUGAAGGAAAUUACAAAACAUUACGAGUAUCAGUAUCCAUCGCGACCUAAUGAUGCAGUGGAUAUGAUUUGGCAGGCAGUUUCAAGGAAGAUAUCUAAUUCACAGUUAAAUGUUCACAGAAAAACUCGAUACCAGAGAACAGAUAUGCUUCUGAAAGCCGAAUAGUCUAGUAUGUUUCUUCUGACAUCUCAUCCAGCUAUUUAUUCAGAGCAAAGAUCAUUUUACAAGAAGUUCAUGCCUUAUGAACCAGGUUGAACUUCAAGAACACAACCAUCUGUUGGUUAUUUAGGGAGGAACUUAAAAGAGCUAUCUUUUUGUUGUAGAUCCUGUUUCCCCCCUCUUCAAAACCCUCCUGUAUUCUGUAAAGUAAAGACCUUGGGGAAAUUCUAUAUGGGAAAGUUAUGCAAAAUUUCAGUUCUACAUUUUCUAAAAACCAGGUACACAACAUGCUAAAGGGUAAAGACACAUGUUACUGUACAGGCAAUUUCCGGUUGGGACAAUAUUGUCAGACAAAAAACUGAAAACCUAGCUCAAAACAAUCAAAGAAGUUAAGAGGAGAUCAGUCUGAGAUUGAAGGUUGUUUUAUAGACAGGUAAAGAAAAAAUUGAUAUUUAUACACAAUUAUGAGUUGUGCUAUAACAGAUUCAACUGCAUUACCUCAGUCUAUCUAUUGGAUUAUAGAGUGCCUCAAACUAAAUCUAUAACAAACAUUAGAAACUGCCAUAAACCUGCUAAAGUGUAUACUCCAUCUCAUGUCCGCAUCCAUGUUGACCGCAAACCAGCCUGUAGUUUCAUCAUCCUUCCUUUCAUCCUGUGCCGCCUUUACAACAAUCACUUGAAAGAAUUUUACUUUAGGUGGUAUCAGCACCUGUUAUGAAUAGGGUCUGAACCUCUUCGAACUCUUCGUUUGUCCGACUGGUUGGGAUCAAACAUCAUUGCAGGUGAAGGGGCUAAAUUCUGCUGCACAGGCAUAUCUUCCAAGCCCACAGUGCUCAGAAUACGUGAGCUUCUCUUAAACAAGAAUUCAGCCUGCGGUAAUCUAAGUGCAAGAUCCAUGCUUCUAAGACUAGAAACCGUAUCAGGUUGGAUACAGAAGAAGAAGCCAAUAUAGGCAAGAAGGAUGAUCAUUCUGCAAGGAGAGAAGCAGCACAUUUUUUCUGCCGUUCAGAGAAGCCAAAGAGAAACAAACAACGGGUAUGUCUUCUUUUAGGCAAAUGGCAAUCAGAAUAAGGUUCCUUGUUGAAAAGAGUAUAGGCUACACAACUUGAAUUUCUUUAUUUAUGCCUCAUUCUUGAACAGACAGAUAAAAAACUUACUGUGGAAGCCCAUUUUCCUUUUUCAUGGGAUUUUGAAGACUAAAGGUAUAAAGCAUAAUGGGGUCCCUGGAACAAUCAUCAGAAGCUAGGAUUCACUCAAUGAUAAGCCUGCCAUAGAAGUUAUAUAUAAGGCUGUUUUAGAAGACACUGACUGGUUUGAACAAAAAAAGUAAUAGAAAUUAUAACUGGGAACAUCAUUCUAGGGAAGCCAAGAAUCUUUUUUGUUGUUGCUUCCCUACAAUCCCUAUCAUUGCCUUCUCUUUUGGACCAAACAAUGACCAGAGAAUAAGACCAACUCUAGACCUGCUGGCCAUGUCAUCGAGUCAUAUGCCACGUGUUUUCGAAUUUCUUACAUUGCCCGUCAAUUAAAUCUCAGCGAGACAGCUGAAUCACCUGUAAUUCCAGCUGAAGUGAUUGGGGUGAAUACAUAUGAAGAAACACACAAAUAAUGGCCAUCGUUUUUUAGAUUCUGGUAAUAUCUAUGAUAAAAUGGUAUCGUUUCACCAAUGAAAUACGUUUACUAUGAGAAGAUUUGACUGAGAAUCUGAUCUCAUA